AUGAUGAUGAUAAUGAAACUGACUUCAUUUUUUUUAAUCGUCAGGUCCUUCUCUUCUUUCUUUGCCGGAUCUAAAAACGACACAAAGGGCAUGAUUACCCAUGACGCCAUUGGUGGUCUUAUCGCUUUCGAGGUUGCCAAGGCUUACGAAGCCCACUGUGAUCAUCAUGGCAAGCCCGAUGAUCAUGCCAAGGCCAAGGAAAUGCUUAGUAGUUUGAUCGGUGCUGCAGCUACGAGGGUUGCUGAAACCAAGGGUUUGGACAACGUUGACGAGGCCAAGGAAUACGCUGAACAACAAAUUUUCGAUCAGUACGACCAAUAUUAUGUAUGA
This is a messenger RNA of Halteromyces radiatus, 330 nucleotides long. RefSeq lists its product as uncharacterized. Bases 1 to 330 code for a protein of 109 amino acids. Lineage: Eukaryota; Fungi; Mucoromycota; Mucoromycetes; Mucorales; Cunninghamellaceae. The record is from RefSeq and is a predicted model, not a curated record. The transcript has 2 exons.